AUUUGUGGUGUCGCCAGCAUCCAGCCUGUCCUAAGCGUCCAUGCGCCCCUCCUGCAGAGCUCCCCUGCACACCUGCCCCCUCUCCCCCCUCAGACAGCGGUGACCAUCCUCCCCGGCACUGCCAUGGGGGAGGCCAGUCCACCACAGAUGCACCUCACAAACCCCGCACCCCAACCCCAGUCCCAGCAGCCCAGCCUGGAGCAGAACGGUAUCCUGGACUGGCUUCGUAAACUACGGUUGCAUAAAUACUACCCUGUCUUCAAACAGCUAACCAUGGAGGAGUUCCUUGCUCUCACAGAAGAGGAUCUCAACAAGUACGACCUCACUCAGGGGGCCAAGAAGAAACUAAAGACUCAGCUGGAGCUUCAAAACAAGUUUCCAUUGCUCAGGUGGAGCUGUGGGAGCUAAGAUAUCUUAACAGAUAACAGGAAAUAAUCCUCGGGAGGUUUUCCAUGCCUGGGAACAACAAUAAAGGUUAUACUGGUUCACAUGUCUCAUUCUUAAUAAAAUGGUUCUCUCUGACACUAGCUAAAACUUAAAUAGUGUUUACUUUUACUCAACAUUGUAAACUUCCUGAACUGAAAGGCCCCGUUAGAACCUGAGCCAGCAUAAUCAUACCCAUCGACUAUAUUUUAAAAAUAUGUAGUUUUUCACAUCCCAACUUUUGUUUCUAAAAUCAAAGUCUACAUAGAUGAUAAGCUUCAAACUGAUGCACUAGCAGAAUAAUGCACAUGCGGUAAGUGCUGGGAUGUUUUUGUACAC
Sinocyclocheilus grahami is the source of this 762-nucleotide messenger RNA. RefSeq names its product zinc finger CCHC domain-containing protein 14-like. Lineage: Eukaryota; Metazoa; Chordata; Actinopteri; Cypriniformes; Cyprinidae. The transcript is spliced from 3 exons. Gene Ontology annotation, molecular function: protein binding. The record is from RefSeq and is a predicted model, not a curated record. Bases 124 to 408 code for a protein of 94 amino acids.